CAAACCAAGAAUCCAACCAAGAUCAGUAGUAACCAGACGGAUCAGGUCGCGGAUAAGCAGAGCAAGGCGCGCGCGCCGACGGAUCGAAAUGGGCUCCUGCGUCUCGUUCUCGCGCUCGCCGGCGGCGGCGUCCCCCGCAGCGGAGGAGUCGGCGGCGAGGCGUCAGCGGGCGGUGGCCGCCGCCAAGGUGGUGAACCUGGACGGCUCCAUGGCGCAGUUCGCGGGGCCGGUCACGGCGCGCGAGGCGCUGCUGGAGCUGGCGCCGGGCGGCGGCGGCGGGCCGCCGCGCUUCCUCUGCAGCUCGGACGAGCUCGGCUUCGACGCGCCCGCCCGCGCGCUGGCCGCGGGCGAGGCGCUCCGGCCGGGGCAGCUCUACUUCGCGCUGCCCGCGCGCAUGCAGCGCCGGCCUCUGUCCGCCGACGACAUGGCCGCGCUCGCCGUCCGGGCCGCCACGGCGCUCGCGGUCGAGGCGGGCCUCGCCGCCGGAGGCUUGUCCCCUCAGCGGCGACCGAAACAGGGCGGGGCGGCGGCCGGCGACAGGCGGCGGCGGCGGCAGUCGACGGCGCGAGUGGCUCCGCUUCUCGUUGCCAGCGGCAAGGAGGACGACGGCCGGUCCGGCGUCGACGGUUCUUGGAGCAGCGACACGCACGGCGGAAUCGCAAGGCGCAAGACGGGUCACAGGAGCGGCGGCGCUAGGCGCCGUCGUCCCGGCGUGCCGAAGAGGUUAAGCGCCAUCGCCGAAGACGAAGAGUGAUGCGCCGGUAAAUCGACGGAUUGGUGAGUCGUGAUGACGACCAGGGGAUGCCAAUGCAACUUGCUCGUCUGGACUCUGUCGUCGUGCCGUCUCGCUCCCCCCUGUUCGAAGAUCGGCGGAGAAGCGAACGUAGUAGAUGUACUAGGAGUAGAGUAGCAUCACAAUUUACAGUGCCCGUGCAGGGCACGAGGGCAACAGGCAGCUCCGAUUCUUUCCUUUCGUGCGUGGACCCAGGAUCCGGAGAUAGAUUGAUAUUGAUGGUAGUAUUAAUAAUAGACCAAACGGGCUUUAUCUCA
Molecule: messenger RNA, 1050 nt
Organism: Panicum virgatum (switchgrass)
Lineage: Eukaryota; Viridiplantae; Streptophyta; Magnoliopsida; Poales; Poaceae
Exons: 2
Coding region: 89-754 (221 amino acids)
Source: RefSeq, a predicted model, not a curated record